Molecule: messenger RNA, 5512 nt
Organism: Polistes canadensis
Lineage: Eukaryota; Metazoa; Arthropoda; Insecta; Hymenoptera; Vespidae
Product: extracellular matrix-binding protein ebh-like
Source: RefSeq, a predicted model, not a curated record
GUAGACUGUUAUCCAAUGUUAUCUAUUGGUUAAUGAUUGUAAUUGUGCAUAAAAGAUCAGUUUGGGAUAAAUUAAGAAAUAUUAUGUUAUUAUAGUUUCAUAGUGAUAUUAUUCAUUGAAGUGCUAAUUUAACGAUGACAAUUGUUUACGGAUUCAUUUUUCUAAUCAACAACAAUUAGUGAAAGUAGGAAUUUUGACGUCAGUGGUGCGUGUCAUGAUUUUGUUCUUGUAAACAUUACGCUUAGAGGCUCAGAAACUAUUUCCCUUUUUUUUUUUUAAUAUACAUAUGUGUAUAUAUAUACACAUACAGUAUAUACAUACAUACAUACAUACAUAUAUAUAUAUACAACAUCAGGGAAAUAGUCAAGUAUUGUUGACGUUUUUUCAAUCGAUAGUAGAUCUGAAAAUUCUAUGAAAAUUCGUGAGAUAUUAUUAUAAACUGUGUAACAUGUAAAGUGUGUGUUCUGCUCUAUCUUCGUUGCUUGGAAAUCCUAUGAUCUAAUAUAAAAAUUGCAAGAAUCUUUCUACGUUAUAAUGGAACAAGUAAAUACAACAUUGGAUGAAUGCAUUAGUAAUGACAAAAAUGAAAAUAUUAAUGUAAAUGAAGAAGUAGUUAAUGCUGUGGAAUGUUCUAAUGUAGAAAACGAUACGAAAGUAACAAGCAUAAAUCAAAUUGAAAAAGAUCUACAAGGUAAUUGCAAAACGGUGUUAUUUGAUGAUGUUUCUAAUGUACGGAUUGAUAUUGAAAAUACGUCGACAGAAGAAAUAGAAAAAGUAGAAGAUUCUAAGGAACGGAAAGAUUUAAAAAAUAGUAAUGAAAUAUUAAUUAAAGAAAAGAAUAAUGAUCUGUGUGAAGAAAAUCUGACGCAAAAUAUCAUUACUGUAGAAGCAUGCAUGGAAAAUACCGAUGAUCAAUAUUCUGAGAAAAAAAUUGACUUCUUAUCCGAAAAAUCAAUCAUAGGAGAAAAUGAAUCUAAUCUUGUACAGUGUAAUAGUACAAAACCAUCAACAAUAUCCAGAGAAGUAAUAAUGGAUAAUAAUAUAAAGAAAAACACAAACAGUACUAUCUGUACGAUAGUAAAUGUAAGCGAAUCAGAAAGUGCCAAUAUUGUUUGCGACGAAUUACUUAAUUCAUUAAGUAAAGUCUCCAAUAAUAAAGAAUGUUCCUUACAUGAAACUAUUAAACAGAUAAGUAAGGAUGACGAUAAUCAAAACAAUUCAAUAGUUAUGGACGCAGAACUAAGUAAAUUAGUUGAAGAAAAUUCCGAAGUUGUUGUUCUGACAGUUGAAACCAUACCUAUUCCUUCCGAUUCUAGCAAAGAAGCUAUAGUAUCGACUACAUCGGAAGAAACAAUAACAGACACGAUAAAUAGUGAAAAGGAAGAAUUAAUUGAGUCAAAUAAUGAGGAUAUUAAAGAUGAUCAUAAAAAUGAUGAUUUGAAAGUUAUAGAUUAUCAGCAAGAAGAUAGCGGCACUGUUAUAGAAGUCAUUUCAACAGAGAUUGUGCAAUCAAAAGAUACGGAAAUGCGUAUAUCAGAAAAUAAGACUGAAACCAUAGAUGAAGAUAAAAAUGAAUUAAAUACACCAUUAAAAGAUACUUUAGAUAAAAGAUUUCAUAAUAGGAGGGAUUUACAAAAUGAUGAUAACGACGGUGAAAAUAUUUCCCAAAAAAAUGACAGCAAUAAUAUUAAGCAGAAGACUUCACUAAAAGUUGACAUAAAGAAUGAAAUAAAGAUCGAAAACUACAUUAAAAUGAGCAAAGCCAAUGUACUAGACAUCAAAGAUGUUUCUACUGAAGAUAAUGAUGUUGCGCUUCCCAUAUGCACUUUCCAAAAUGCGAAAUCAGAUACUAAAAUGGAAUCAAAUAUAGUAUCGAUAUCUAAAAGAAGUGUUAUUCAAGAUAUAUUUGACGAUUGGGAAGUAGAUAAUCCUGAAGAAGAAAAUCAAUCAAAUCCCAAAGUACAAGAUUCAGUAGAAAUUGAACUGAAAAGCUUAUUGGAUGAACCGAAAAAUGCAAAAGUCGUAGAUAAUACAACACCAAUAAUAGAAAAGAAAAUUUCUUCCAAUGAUAAUAAAUCUGUUAUUGAUAUUUCACACAAUACUGUAAUACUUGUAGAUAAUACUAAAGACAAACAAAAGGAUACAAUAAUGGAAGAAGAACAAAUUAAAAAUAAAAUUAUUGUUACAUCUCAAGAAACCUCUGUAGCCUCAUCUAUAACGCAAGAAAAACUAACUCAUUCUUUACCACAAAAUCUUGGGAAAUCUACGCGCAAUGUUACUCAAGAUUCAAUUUUGUCACAUCAGGCAGUACAAAGUAAUGUAGCACCGAUUAAGAAUCGUAAUCGUCAUUUAACUAGUCAAAUAGUUUCACCUGCUGAAGUAACAGAAGUAUUAAAGGAGAGAUUACGAGAGAAACAAAAAAAUGUUGAAGCACCGUCUGGACCAGACAUAUUUUUUGUAAAAAAAAUAACACAAAGGUUAUCGAGCAAAUUAGCUGGUGGUUCUAUAUCUUCAAUGCCAGCACUUAUUCCAUUACCACAUCCUCCUCAGCUACCAUCAGAUAGUUUUGGUAAGAAAAAUACAGAAAAUAUUUCUGUGCAAUCUCCAAAAGAAGGAAGUUCUGAUAACAAGGAAUUAUUAGCAAUCUUAGAAGGUGAUGUUGAUCCAGAUUGGUCCAAUUUAAAACCACCUGUACUUAUAGACGAAGGAAGAAAUUCAGCGAACAUUAUAAAUAAUGAACUUAAUUCACCUCCUAAACUUGAUCCUUCGGUCGAACGUGAACUGGCAUUAAAGCAACUACUUGAAUUGCCUGUAACGCCAUUAAGGAAGAAUAUGCCUAAACGAAAAAAACCAGUUAAAUCAGGGCUCAAUAAAAUAUCUAAAAGCAUUGAUAAGGAUGUUGAAACUGAAAAUGAAAAUAAAGAGAUCGUUAAUAUUGACUUAAUAGACGAAGAUGUAAAAUCUAAUACAAAUGAUGAAACCCCUCCAGAAGCUAAGGUUCCACGUUCAAUUACCCAAGAAGAACAGAGAUAUCACGAUGUAAGCGGGCAAGAUGUACGAAGUGAUGAAUCAAGAUCAGGUAGGAAACGUAAGCCAACCGAAAAAGCAAGAGAACAUGAACAAAAUAUAACGAAACGUCAAAAAGUUUACAAAGGUAAAGUCUCCUUGACUAAGAAGUCAGAACCAAAACAAGAGUUGAUUGAUACAGUUUUGUUAAAUAAAAAUCAAUUAGCUAAGGAUAACAUUGAGUUACCAGGUAGCACAGAUGAUAAUGAAGAAAAAGAAGCGGUAGCAAAGAAAAUAGCUAAUAAACAAUUAACAAUUGAAAUCGAUAAUAUUAUGCAGAAAUCUGAAAAUCCACCAGUUAAAAGACCAAAACAAAGUCUUUCUAAAAAGGGACCACAAGCUAUUGCACCAAGAAAAAUGUUAAAGCUCAUGCGACAAAAAAUUAAAUCAAACAAAAAGUCUGUUAAUUUAAAGACUAAGUUAAAUACAACGUCAAAAAAAUCUAAGAAAGUUACAAAACCACAACAAAAACGUAGUACAGCAGAUUCAACAUCAGGAGACGUCAAGCCUAAAAAGAAAAUUAUUAACGAAAUAGAUAGAUUACUUCAAGAUGAGGGAGUUGUAAAUUUAUUAUAUGAUGUUGAACAACCUGACAAGAAACGUUUAAUACCUAUUACAAAAUCACAAACAAAAGUGAUGGAUUUACAGAAAGUACAACGCGAACUUAAAAUCAGAAAAAAGUUGGUACGUAAUGCAGUUCUAAGGUUGCGCACAUCUACACCUGGUAUAACAAAAGUAUCGCCUAGAUCCACAAGAACUACUAUACAUUCAAAUGAUUCACGAAAUGAUCAAAAAACGAAUGAACAAUCCAAAAACACUAAACCAACCAGUGGGUCAUCGCCAGCAGAAUUUGUAUAUCCUGCAAAAAUUAGAAAUGCUGCAGAUGCAUCGAUUAUAAUUAGAAGACAUUCAUCUAGUUCGUUUUCUAGUGCAUCUGGUAGUCCUAGAGUCAGUAUUGAUGGCCCAGAAAAACAGAUUUCUGAUAGUGCUCGAUUAGAUGAAAGUUCACAUUCCCUCAGAUCUACGAAAAGGAGACAUUCGCAGGAAGAUAGAAUGCAUAUAAAAAGAAACAAAAAAAAGGAAUCAAAAUAUGAUGCAGAUACUGUAAUCGCUUCAAAUGAGGACAAAACAACAGCAAUAAUGCGACCAAGUAAAAAAACAGAUUUGAAGAGGCCAGACAAAAAUAUUAAGCAAUUGGAGUCCUUGAUCAGCGAUGAAAGUAAUAGCAGCAUUCAAAGUAAAGUCAUUACAAGAUCUAAUGGUGCAGCUGCGGGUAAGGUAACAUCCAAAAGUAAAAAAACUGCCAAAAGUAAAGUCACUUUUGCAAAAGGAAAUGACAUUGAUGAAAAUGAAUGUGUAUCAAAGGAAGAAGAUGAAUUAUCCGCCUGUCUUGCAGAGGCAGCUACUGCUUUAUCAAUAGUGAGUGCCUCUAACCGGCCAGGUAAUACUACAAUGAACCGGAAAAAUAAGGUCAGUCCAAAUAUUACUAAAGUAUUGGAAUUUACUGGUAAUAAAACAAAAACAGAUAGCAAAUGUCAAUUCAGUAAUAAGGAAAUAAAUGUGCGUAAGCAUGGCUAUCUUGUACAAUUGAUACUUACUCCUUCAUCUCCUACAAAAAUAAGAAAUGCUCUUACACUUCAGGUAAUGCAAGAAUUUCGUGAAACAUUGACAAUAUUAACAAAAGACGAUGACUGUAGAGUAGUACUCUUUACUUCAACUGGUACAAGUUUUUGUGAAGGCUUAGAACUUUCCUCGUUAUUGCAUCCUAAUAAAGAAGAACGACGACUUCUUGCUCAGGAAAUGGCAGAUGCUGUCAAAGACUUUAUAAAGAGUUUAGCAACUUUUAAUAAACCCAUAGUAGCCGGAGUACAAGGCGCUGCAAUUGGAUUAGGUGUAACUAUGUUACCUUUAUUCGAUCUUGUGAUAGCUAGUGAUAAAGCAACAUUUAAUACUCCUUACGGUAAAUUGGGGCAAAUUGCAGAAGGUGCAGCUGUUUUUACUUUAUCACAUAUUUUAGGAAGUGCAAUAACAAGUGAACUACUUUUGGGUGGAAGAACUUUGACAGCGAGUGAAGCAUUAAGAGCUGGACUUGUUACUCGAGUUUUAUGGCCAGACCGAUUCCAAGUAGAAUUAUUACCUUCUUUAAAGGCUAUGAGUGAACAAUCGUCUCAGUCCAUGGAAGCAACAAAAGCUUUGCUACGUCAUAGUCUAAGAAAAAAAUUGGAUGCAGCAUUGGAAUCGGAAACAUAUUUAUUGAUUCAAAACUGGUGUUCUACAGAAUGUCAACUUGCUAUAAAAGCUUACAUAGAUGGAAAGAUAGAAUAAAAAAUGAUAAUGGUAACAAUUGCGUAUACUUCUCAUUUUACAAAUGGUUAUCAUUAAAUUUAGGAUUGGAAUAAGAUUCGAAAAUAAUUAAGAAGUGAUUAAGAAUAUUCUGGAUAAAGAA